Messenger RNA from Polyodon spathula (Mississippi paddlefish), 1143 nucleotides. Its product is annotated as neuromedin-K receptor-like. NCBI's taxonomy places the organism in Eukaryota, Metazoa, Chordata, Actinopteri, Acipenseriformes, Polyodontidae. Bases 1 to 1143 code for a protein of 380 amino acids. Gene Ontology annotation, cellular component: plasma membrane; sperm midpiece. The transcript has 6 exons. The record is from RefSeq and is a predicted model, not a curated record. Gene Ontology annotation, biological process: G protein-coupled receptor signaling pathway; positive regulation of flagellated sperm motility. Gene Ontology annotation, molecular function: substance K receptor activity.
AUGGAUCCAACGUUAUCCACCUUACUGCAGUCAGAACAGAAUUCCUCUCUUUUCGAAGAGGAGGCGAGAAAUGAGACAACUACUAAUCAGUUCGUUCAGCCGACAUGGCAGGUGACACUCUGGGCCAUAGCUUAUGCCCUGAUCGUGAUAAUCUCAGUGAUCGGCAAUGUUACGGUCAUUUGGAUCAUCCUUGCUCAUAAGAGGAUGCGGACGGUCACCAAUUAUUUCAUUGUCAACCUGGCGUUCUCUGAUGCUUCGAUGGCAGUCUUCAACACUGUGUUCAAUUUCGUCUAUGCUAUCCACAACGACUGGUACUUCGGGCUUGGGUUUUGCAGAUUCAUAAAUUUCUUUCCCAUCACAGCUAUUUUUUCAAGCAUAUACUCUAUGACGGCUAUCGCUAUUGACAGGUACAUGGCUAUUAUCCACCCUCUAAAGCCCAGGCUGUCGUCCACCAUCACAAAGGUGGUGGUUGCAGUGAUUUGGCUGCUAGCGUUCUCGCUCACCUUCCCACAGUGCUUCUACUCCAUAACGAUUUUCUAUGAUCCGCGGACGAUCUGCCUGGUGGACUGGCCCGAUGACUAUGGCGGUAAACAUCAGCUGAUGUAUCAGAUUGCUGUAAUAAUCCUGAUCUAUCUGCUGCCCCUGCUGGUGAUGUUGGUCACAUACAGCAUCGUGGGAGUGACGCUCUGGGGAGGUGAAAUUCCGGGUGCCUCGUCCGAGCACUAUCAGAAUCAGAUCCAAGCAAAGCGCAAGGUUGUCAAAAUGAUGAUUGUUGUCGUGGUGACAUUUGCCUUGUGCUGGCUGCCUUUCCAUGCCUACUUUAUCCUGGGAAGCUUCAACAAAGACAUCUACAAGCAGAAAUACAUCCAGCAGGUGUACCUGGCUAUCUUCUGGCUGGCCAUGAGCUCCACAAUGUACAACCCCAUCAUCUACUACUGCCUCAAUCAAAGAUUCCGGUCGGGAUUCAGACAGGCAUUCCGUUGGUGCCCGUUCGUGACGGUGACAGAGGAGGACAAGCAGGAACUCCAGCACACAAAGACUUUCAGGAUGAAGUGCAGUUACCACUCCAAAACGACCACUGUGGUCAAUCAGAACUCAGCCGACCAAAACUCAGAUGACAUUAAAGCUCAUCAAAAUGUCUAG